Ceratitis capitata (Mediterranean fruit fly) is the source of this 4224-nucleotide messenger RNA. It is a transcript of the gene DUBAI, whose product is annotated as ubiquitin carboxyl-terminal hydrolase 35. Gene Ontology annotation, biological process: protein deubiquitination. The record is from RefSeq and is a predicted model, not a curated record. Gene Ontology annotation, molecular function: cysteine-type endopeptidase activity; cysteine-type deubiquitinase activity. Lineage: Eukaryota; Metazoa; Arthropoda; Insecta; Diptera; Tephritidae. The transcript is spliced from 6 exons. Gene Ontology annotation, cellular component: nucleus; cytosol. Bases 825 to 3650 code for a protein of 941 amino acids.
UUAUUACUCAAUAAAUAACAAUUUUCUUUGCUAGUUUACUUUGUACUUGCAACUCAGUGAAUUCUUCUGUAAACACACAACUUAUUCCAUAAUAUUUUAAACCGAUGCUAUCACUGCCGAGUAUUAUCUUCAGCCGACUAUCAAACUAUCGCCUUGCCAGCGGAUUUAAUUCAAACUUAGAUCAAUAUGACAAUUCAAAACAGGCCUGUAUUUGCCUUUACUAAGUGCCAGUUUGUGAAUUUGCAAAAAAAGCAUCUGUGUGAAAACCCGGUGUAAUGAUUUCACCCUGUAUUCGACGUGCUUUGAAGUUUUCGAAUUGCUGUUCAUGCCAUUUUCGCCGUGAAAAGACAAAAGUAGCAGAAAAUUUUUGCGAAUUUGAUGGUGUAAAUUGAUAGAAAAGAAAAAUAUUUGACAUAAAUUUUAAAAAAUUACAAUUAGAAAAGUCAACAGCACAAAGCAAAGAACUGAAUUGGUUAUAAAACUGCAUUAUAUUAACGGGAAUCGGUCGUUGAUUAUUCAUUGCAAAACUAUCAUUGCACCUUAAACGCACGAUAUACAUAUAUAUGUGAAGAUAAAAGUGUCAGCAAUAACGCAAUUUCUGUCUGUGUAAGGUCGUUCGUUGACCAUCAGUGAACGCUAUCCCAAACUUGCUGCCAACAUAUCGUGUGUGUGCAUAUACAUUACUAUUCUCUGGAUUCCACUAUUACAAACAGAGUUAGUUGUUCCAGUUAUCGGAUUUUCGGUAGCGGCAGACGCCAGCUAACGCCAGAAACUCGUUCCCGGGGAGCGGAAGACGUAGACGACGCGUGUCCGUGUCGACAAAAAUGGCUGUGAAGCAAAAUAACACGGAAGCGAACGCUGCGCCCGCACCCGUUAAUGGGAACGCGGUAGGAGGAGCUGGUACAACAGGAGGCUCUAUUUCUGGUGCGUCGUCUGGAGUUGGGGUUGGUGCGAGCAGUGGUUUAACAAGUAUCGGAGCGGGAGGAGUUAGUAUCAGUGGGGGCACGAAAGCAAAAAAGCUUAUUUCCAACGUAAAUAUAACUGGUGAGGUCAGUGGAAAUGAAGAAAAUGCAGAACCUGGCUGUAGUGGCGUCGGAAAUAAUUUGUCCGUCAAGCCGAAGGUGAACAUGAAAAAUGCGGCAGGAGUAGUUGGAAGUGUUGCAGAAUCUAAUGAAGCUGAUAAUAUUGUUGGGCAAAGCAGUAAGAACACCACUAACAUAACACAUAUUUUACAUCUCAUCGAUUUGGUGGAACAAAACCAACAACAUAUAUCUUUUGGUCCCGAUAUGAUAAAAAUUUAUCAUCAUUUAAUUCGCGAACUAGCCCACGUACAGAUUCCUCGACAAACACCAAAAGAACUUAAGCGUUUUAAGGAAGAUAUAGUGAAGGUGGGCGCUUUUUUCAGCAAAGCUAAUGAGAAGCGCAUGUACCUAUUUUACUUACGUGUAGUCUGCCAGCUAAUGACGCAAAUGGAGGGGGAAACACCUUCUUGCGCUAUAGCCAUUAUUUUCCAGUUGUUCAACUCCGAUAUGGUUUUCGAGGCUGUGCAGUCUAUGCUUGAUCAUAAAAUACCUGAGCAAAAUAUAAGAAAGACUGUAAAAUUACUAAGCGAAUGGUUACGCAUGUGCAAUUUUUGUCAAAAUCUAAAUCUGUGGAUAUUAGCUAUAUUAUCGGGACUGCAGGAGCAAGAAAAGUAUUCGCUCUAUCGAGAUAUUGCAUUCGAGAACAUUGAACCUUUAUUUACAUCUCUAAUAUUGCCAGUACUUCGACCAAAAGUUUAUCCCAUCGUAUUCCACAUGCUGUCCUGCAUUAACCAAACACCUAUAGUUUUUCAUAAAAUUCUGCCCAAGUUUCCGCGUGUUAUUACCUAUCUGAAAAAGCAGUCAAAUAGUCAGGAAGACUAUGCUGAAGAAACAAAAAAAAUUCUACACAAGAUGGUAGAAUUAACUAAGACUCUGAUGGUGCGUUUCUAUGGGUACGAUGAGUUAUACGAGGCAGUGGAACUGGUCAUCAAAGAUAUACCGCAUCCUUAUGAUUUUCCAAGUUAUGGAAACAAUGGCAAGAGCGAAGAUGAAAACGGUGUAGCUGCAGAGAUUAUACCACAUGAAAGUAAUGCCAAAGUCGGCUUAGUAAAUUUAGGUAAUACAUGCUACAUGAACAGUGUAUUACAGGCGUUAGCUAUGACAAAAGAGUUUAGCCGAGAAAUAUUAUUGUCUCAAAGUAAAUCACCAUUAUUGAUGAAAAUGCAACAACAAAUCGCAUUGAUGCUGUAUUCCACUCGUUUUGAAUUGACACCGUCUCGUGUUUUAAGUGCCACGCGUCCUCCAGGUUUCUCACCAGGGUUACAACAAGAUAGCUCAGAAUAUUUGGGUUACUUAUUAGAAACAUUACAUGAACAAGAAACAAUGUUCCGUAAAAAGUCUGGAAGUGAAAAACCAAUUACAAACAAAGCUAUUUCUCUAACCCAAGUAGAAACUACAGAUGCUGAAGAAAUUGAACCGAUAGCUAAAACCGCGAAGCAAGCAGACAGAGGAACUAGUUGUGCCAACAGCGGGGAAGGUGCCACAGGAUAUUUUAAUACAUCACAAGCACAACAUUCCUCCACAAAUGAAAACUCAACAUCUGACACUCCAAGUGAAGUUGAAAAUACUACUGUUGCACAAGGUAGUUCAGGCAGCGCUUCAAAUGCCUGCAAAGGGGACUCUAUUAUAUCUAGCACCAUUGAAAAAACCUUUACUGGUAAAUUGGCGACCACAUACGAGUGCCUGACUUGUGGCUGGAAAAGUCGCAUUGUCGAUAGUUUUCGUGAUUUACAACUCUCUUUUCCUGAAGUGAAAAACGAUUGCGCUUCCAACUACUCGGUUCAGGAUCUUAUUGACUACUACUGUUCGCCAGAGAAACUAUAUGGAGACAAUCAAUAUUUCUGUGAGCGGUGUAAGAAACUAUGCGAUGCCGAACGCUAUAUAAAUGUCAUUAGCGCACCGAAAAAUCUUAUUUUGACUUUAAAACAUUUCAAGUAUGAUCAAAAAUAUCAUACACGCGCUAAGCUCAUGCAUAAAGUAUUUCACGAUGAAAAGGUAUCUGUUAAGGUCUGUGCUGCAGACACUUUGGAGGAGAUUGCUUCCGUGCAUUACGAUCUUUACGCUGGUGUUGUCCACUCUGGCUUCAGCAUGGACUCUGGCCAUUACUACACAUAUGCUGCUGAUACCACAAAUAAAUGGUAUAAAUUUAAUGAUAACAUUGUGACACCUUCUAAAUCAGAGGAACUACACAAUCUCACACCACCCAAUACACCAUAUAUACUAUUCUAUCAAAUGGGUGCACGCUCUAAUGAGGCUUCGUCAUUUGAAGGAUCGACAACAAAAGUAGUUAAGGUAGAUGUGCCAAAUCCAUUGUCGUUGGAUGAGCUUUCGUCAGAUUUGCGAAAUUACAUUAAUCAUGAUAACUACGUUUUUGCCGAGGAAGUUAGGGAACGCAUUAUAAAGAGUGGCGGUAGAGCGGCAUUACAGAAUUCACUGGCGGGUAGGCUAAGCGGCAACGGCCGGGGUCGCAAUGAUUAUGAUGAUGACAAUGAUUCAGAUCAGCCGCCACCGUCCAGUGGUUGUGGUGGAAAUGCACUCGACGUUAAUGUUAAUCGCUUUGUAUACUAAAUGACUUCGUUCAGAGAUUUGCAAGAAAUCAUAUAUGUACAUAUGACUUUGUUCUUCAUAUUAAUUUUUGAAAUGUGACGGUUAUUAUAUAGAGCAAAUGAAAUCCAAGAGAACACAUAAUCGAAAUUAUGUUAUGAGAUUUUAUAGAAUGUUCAGCCAAUCGUACAUAUACAUAAUAUUUUGCAAUGAAUCUGCAUAGAAUUUACCGCCUAAUAACGACUCUCACAUACAUACUUAUAUAUUUAUAUAUAAAUGUAAUUACAUACUAUAAUAUCAUUAUAUUGUAUAAUCAGCGUUGUAAUUUUGUAGUGCAUUCGCCAACAGUAGGAUGCGAGCGGUAAUAACAUAAAAUGUGUAUCAGUCACAUACAAAAAUUAACGAUAAAAAGUUAGAAUUAUGUAAAGUAAGAGAAUUUCCGUAGUGCACAGCAUCGGAACGGAAGUUCCAAAAUGAAAAAGAGAAUGAUGAAUCGGUAUAAUUCGAUAUUAAAGAUUUGUACUUGUUAAUUGUAAACAUAAAUUGUGUAAACACUCCUUUAAAAUUAUCAUUAAAUUAUCAGCAGCGAGAUAAAUUA